Exophiala spinifera is the source of this 1119-nucleotide messenger RNA. Its product is annotated as UDP-glucose 4-epimerase GalE. Lineage: Eukaryota; Fungi; Ascomycota; Eurotiomycetes; Chaetothyriales; Herpotrichiellaceae. Gene Ontology annotation, cellular component: cytosol. The coding region runs from base 1 to 1119 and encodes 372 amino acids. The record is from RefSeq and is a predicted model, not a curated record. The transcript is spliced from 2 exons. Gene Ontology annotation, biological process: beta-D-galactose catabolic process via UDP-galactose, Leloir pathway. Gene Ontology annotation, molecular function: UDP-glucose 4-epimerase activity.
AUGCCUGCAGGCUCGUGCUUAAUCACUGGCGGUACUGGCUACAUCGGCUCGUUCACCGCGCUAGCUUUGCUCGAGGCGGGCUACGAGGUGGUCAUUGUUGACAACCUCUACAACUCUUCUCCUGAGGUCCUCAACCGGAUCGAGCUCAUCUGUGGGAAGAAGCCACAGUACUACCAUGCCGACAUUACGGACGAGCAGGCUGUCGACGAGAUCUUUGAGAAACACCCCGACAUUGACAGUGUCAUCCACUUCGCGGCUCUGAAAGCGGUUGGCGAGUCUGGCGAGAUCCCCCUCAACUACUACCAGGUCAAUGUCUAUGGAACACUGUGCCUCCUCCGCUCCGCUGCCCGACACAACGUCACGAACAUUGUCUACUCCUCGUCCGCGACUGUCUACGGCGAUGCCACUCGCGUCCCCGGCAUGAUUCCUAUCCCUGAAGAGUGCCCAUUGGGCCCCACCAACCCUUACGGCAACACUAAAUUCACAUGCGAGCUCAUGAUCACGGACCACAUCAACGCCGAACGGGCCAAGGCUGAGAAGAAGGGAGACACUGCGGCGGUGAAGAAGUGGAAUGCUGGCCUGCUGCGAUAUUUCAACCCUGCUGGUUCUCACCCCAGCGGCAUCAUGGGUGAAGAUCCCUCCGGUGUGCCCUACAACCUGCUGCCUCUCCUGGCACAAGUUGCCACCGGCAAGCGUGAGAAGCUCCUGGUCUUCGGAGACGACUACGCGUCUCACGACGGCACCGCCAUCCGAGACUACAUCCAUAUUCUCGACCUCUCCCAAGGCCAUCUCAAGGCUCUCGACUACCUUCGCGAACAGAACCCCGGUGUCCGAGCAUGGAACCUGGGCACGGGUCGCGGCUCGACCGUCUUUGACAUGGUCAAGGCAUUCAGCAAGGCCGUCGGACGAGAUCUUCCGUACGAAGUGGUUGGUCGCAGACCAGGCGACGUGCUCGACCUGACAAGUAACCCGUCCAGAGCGAACAGAGAGCUGGGCUGGAAGACGGAACGGACAUUGGAAGAUGCUUGUGCAGACUUGUGGAAGUGGACAGAGCACAAUCCCGAGGGAUACAGACAGCAACCACCGAAGGAGUUUGUGGACGCCCUGAAGAAGAACUGA